CAAUAUUAAUCAUCCUGAGAAAAUGUAUACGUAUAUAUUAAUGUGUAAAACAAAUGUUGUGUUAGUGUAGCGUAAGAUACUAACUUAUAUAAACAUCGCUUGAACGUCGCCCUCAUGUCUGUACACCGAUUGAGUUAACAAUAAAGAAAACAUGCAACCGCAAGCUGGUAACACGCAGCAAGCAAGCCUUGGUCAGCUUCGAGUUGGGAUGAAUUUGUCUGCAGACACGCACACCAUUACAGGUCCUGGGAGAGUUCCAGUCAAGUCCAACUCAAAAAAAUUCACCAUUAAAGACUUUGACAUCGGCCGUCCACUGGGAAAGGGAAAGUUUGGGAAUGUGUACUUGGCACGAGAGCGGAAGUUGAAGGUGAUCGUGGCUUUAAAGGUUCUGUUUAAAUCUCAAAUGGAGAAAGAAGGUGUAGAACAUCAGCUAAGAAGAGAAAUUGAAAUCCAGUCUCAUCUCAGGCAUCCAAAUAUUCUGCACUUCUAUAACUAUUUCCACGACUCCUCUCGGGUGUUUCUGAUUUUGGAGUACGCUCCACGUGGAGAGAUGUAUAAGGAGCUUCAGCGUUGUGGACGUUUCGAUGACCAGCGCACAGCUACUUACAUGGAGGAAAUAGCUGAUGCUCUUCAGUACUGUCAUGAGAAGAAAGUAAUUCACAGAGAUAUUAAACCAGAGAACCUGUUGCUGGGCUUCAGAGGAGAACUUAAAAUCGCAGACUUCGGUUGGUCUGUCCAUGCGCCAUCACUAAGACGUCGCACCAUGUGUGGCACGCUGGACUAUCUGCCACCUGAGAUGAUCGAGGGUCACACUCAUGAUGAAAAGGUGGACCUGUGGUGCAUCGGUGUGCUGUGUUACGAGUGUUUAGUUGGAAACCCACCGUUUGAGACGGCCAGCCACACUGAAACAUACAAGCGAAUUACUAAGGUUGAUCUUCAGUUUCCUAAAGUAGUGUCAGAUGGUGCUCGAGAUCUGAUAUCUAAGCUGCUCCGUCACAGUCCCACCAUGCGUAUGCCGCUCAGAAACGUAAUGGAGCAUCCGUGGGUGAAAGCAAACUCUCGCCGAGUUCUGCCCCCAGUCUGUAACCCACAGGCCGCCUCACAUCACUGAUUUCAGUUCAGAAUCUGCUGAUCACGAGAGAGAAUUCUGCAUCUAUAAGUGUCAGAAACACCUGCUUUAGGGCUUCAUCCUCUGUCUGUUCAACACGAGGUGGUGUCGGUUAUUUAAUGAUGCUGCUUGAUUGGCAUCCUGACUGGGAUGUUUGAUAUAAACAAACAAACUUAUGUAUUAAAUGUAUUAUUUUUCACCUUUAUGCUCCUUUUAAAGUUGUAGAUGUCUGUAGUUCCUGUUCUGUCGGUAUUCGUGUUUUUUCUGUCUUUCUGUAUCCUUUUGCUUGUAAAUGUGUUUAUGCUUAGAAACAUAAAAGGUUUUAAAUAUGUUUUGUGCUGUGACAUUUGAUUUACAAACUGCUGUAUUCAAAGUCAGAUGUACCUGAUGAAAUUUUUAUUUCAGGAUGUUUCAUAAAUGCUCUUUUUAAGCAGUAAUAUGCUUUUGGUUUAUUAUGGUAAUGAUUAUUGCUUUGUGCUUUACAAGUUUACUACUGUUGAUACUAUUUUCCAUAAAUACUUAUUUAAAUCCUG
Messenger RNA from Misgurnus anguillicaudatus (oriental weatherfish), 1641 nucleotides. RefSeq names its product aurora kinase B (gene aurkb). Gene Ontology annotation, molecular function: protein kinase activity; ATP binding. NCBI's taxonomy places the organism in Eukaryota, Metazoa, Chordata, Actinopteri, Cypriniformes, Cobitidae. The record is from RefSeq and is a predicted model, not a curated record. Gene Ontology annotation, biological process: protein phosphorylation.